CACAAAAUUACUUUAAUUCUUGAAGGGCUGGGUUACUGGUGGAAUUCAGUUUUGCGUUAGAUAAAAGGCAAGUGAAGCUUGUAAAUCAUGAGAGGAGAUGGAAAGGCUUUCUCGGGUGCCAUAUCUUAAAUAGUGCAGCGUCCUUUCUGUGUGGUCUGCGUGGUGUUGGCCUGAGCUCACCUGGAUAUAAAACCGCGUAUUGAAUGACAAAAUGCUCCAAUUUGUUAACCUGUGAAUGUAAUUUCUGUGUAACAAGUUUUGAAGUUCGAGAAAUUGCGAAUAUGUGCAUGAGCUAAGUGUCUGCUGGUAUUUACAAUUUCGUUCUAGUAAAUAACAAGUGAGAUAGUAACCUCACAUUUGAGACGUGCUGUAGCCGUGAGACGGAACUUGACGCCGAGGCGCACAGAGUGAGGAGAUCAGGUUAGAAACAUGGAUCGCAACAGAACAUCUCUAAAUCGCAUUCCGCUUACUGAAAUCUAACCCGGGGACAUCAGGAUGUGUGACAUAAUCCCCAAGACAUCUGAAAACCGCGCUCCUCCAAACACGGCUCCAGGGGUGGUUUGGAGAGAUAUGUGGACCACUGUUUGCUCUUGCAGGGAUCUAUAAAAGAGGGGCGGACACCAACUGCCCCCAAACGUCAGAGCGCACUUAACUAUAAAUCUCUCCAAACUGCUCUCUGCGCCCGGCGCGUUGUUAUGCGCAAACAUCUGUCGUGCCUCAGUCCAAUAUGAAGACAAUGCGUGUGGACACCCUUCGAGGUUCAUAGACACCAGCUGACCUGGAGAAUAUGGAGAAUAAAUAUCGCCGGGCUUCUUGUUUACAUUGACGAGAUUUGUAUAAAAUGUUGGCGAUUGUGACAUUUUAACGCAGUUUCUGGAUAUGAGAGGUUCUUGACUGUUAUAUCAAAAGUCGGACUACACGAUCGGGCACUCUGGCAAACAUAUUGCGCACUUUUUAGCGCCGUGUUCGUGUGCUGGAGACACUGAUGUCUUCAUUGGACUCCUUUCAGUUGGAGAUGGUGGCCCUCUCUCGGAUUUCCAACGUGGAAACGUAGCAUCCAAUUAAUCAGCGGCAGCAACUGUACCCCCAAGGCGCAGUGGCACUUGGUCCGCUCUGUUCAGCACCUACCUUUGGACUCUGAAGUGUGAAAAGGCGCGUGGAUGGUCGGUGUGCUGAGUCCGAAUAUGAAAAACAUAGCUGGUGCGUUACUGCAGCCUUUUUUCUCCCGCUUGGACACAAACUGAAAUUGAACUCGCUUGAAGGAAAUUUUCGUGCUGGGGUUGUUGAAAUGAUUCACGCAGCGGAAUCAGCUGGGGACAUCAAAUGAGUGGCGUUUUCUGUUUGGAUUUUUACCACUAAAAGCCGAGCUAGUUUCAGGUCUGCAUGGGCCAUAUUUAAGCUUUCUUCAUAGGAACUGAGUCUAAGAUGAAGUUAUGGGAUGUUUUGGCCAUGUGUUUGUUGCUCCUGAGCUCUGUUGCUACAAGGCCUCUCUACCAAAACACUCAGCCAGCCAAGAGGACUUAUUUCCCCAGCAGCUAUAGUGAUUCUGUGCCCUUGCCUUCUUUGGAGGACGAAGCGCCAUCGUUUGAGCGUGAAGACCACCGACUGCAGGAGAUCUCAAAGGAGAAUCAGUAUGACAUUGGAGGUCCCUAUCCAGAUCAGUUUGAUGACGUAAUGGAUUUUAUUGAGGCUACCAUUGGCAGACUGCGGAGAUCUUCGGAAACCAGCGGCGGUUCCAGGGGAAAGAAGGAGCAGAGAAAGAGAGGAGCGGCAAACACAGGAGGCGCGAGAGAGGAGGGGAGAGGACACGGCGACAGGAGGCGUAAUAGGGGCCGAGGGGGGAGUAGAAAUGGCAAAAGAGGACGAGGUGAGAAAGGGAAGGAGAAAGAGAGUAUAUCUGUGCAGACGCGGGGGUGCUUGCUAAAGGAAGUCCACCUCAAUGUGACGGAUUUGGGGCUGGGCUACCAGACUAAAGAGGAGCUGAUCUUCCGGUACUGUAGCGGCCCCUGUAUUGAGGCAGAGACCAACUACGACAAGAUCCUGAACAACCUCACGCACAACAAAAAGCUGGACAAGGAUACACCCUCUCGCACCUGCUGCCGGCCGAUCGCGUUUGACGACGACCUGUCUUUUCUGGACGACAAUGUGGUGUAUCACACGCUGAAGAAGCAUUCUGCCCGGAAGUGUGGGUGUGUUUAAAGAAGUCACAUGAGCGGCACGUAGCAGACUAAGGAUAUCCUUUACAAGCUCACGCUGGAGAGGGACAUGUGUACACAAGGUCAAAUUGGGAGUGUUUGUCUCCUUUUUGUUGUUGUUGUUUUUGUCAGUAGUCAUCAGAGGAGGAGCAGGUAGGCGUACUGAGACCGCCUGAAAGACACUGGAACAGCAGCUUGAAAGGAAACUGUGCGUUCAUCCCAUACUCGACUGUUCAAACACGUGCAAAACAAAAUGUAUCAGGUGUGCACCAGUUUGCAGAAGAUUAAAUACUGUUACACUUUCAGAUUUGCCAACUGUGCUAUCUAAAAAGGGUGAGAGUAGAAGAAACAUCAGUUGUUUUGUUUUUUCCACAGCUGGCUCUUUAGACUGUAGAUGAAUCCAGAGAUUUGACGAGCUUCAGUUGCAAUCGAAACACUUCCAGCCUGGAUGUUGGCAUUUACAUUCAGAGCCAAGGAACCCCAUCGGAGUUAAGCAAAGACUUUUUUUCUUCUUUUUUUGUGCAACACAUCUACAUAAAACCCAACCUAUAUGCAUACAUAUAGUAUAUACGUGUGUCAGAGGUAUAUUUAUUAAGAUGGAAUUAACUUAUUGUUAUUUAUUUCAAUCCAUUUUAUUAAAAAAUGUCUUUUUUUUUAUUUAUUUAAAGCUUUGUUUGUCCUGGAUAAUGCCAAAGUAGAGCAUUUUCUCAAGUAAAACCAUGCAAGCUGACUCAGACCUGUUAAAACACUCCCACGAUCCCAAAGCUUAUUUAUGUCACUUAGAUUCCAGGCUUUCUCAAGCAGAUCCAAAUGAUCAUUGUUAGCCGUUAAGGAAAGAUGGAGAAGCAGAGGAGGGGACCAAUAGAAGAUUUCUUUUUUUUUAAAUAGAGCUGAUCUGUUGUUGCAUUUUGAGUAGUUCACCUCGUUAUCGCUAAUGUGACCACACUAAGACAGGGAGAAAACGUCACCCGGGUACAGCCUCCCAUUCAAAGCAUCCUUUAAGAACACUAUGUUUACGCGGAAGCAAAUAAUUCUUUGCUGCUGUUUGUUUAUAAAGUGUGUGUGUGUUGUUUUUUUAAAAUCAACAAUCCAGGACAGACUCGGCGUCACUCCAGCCAUAAGCCAUAACGACUUUUAAUUUCAAUCUGCAGUCGACACGAGAGCGGUGUGGUCUCGCGAGGAUCUGCAGGUGCCUUUGACGAUCCAUCCUUUGAGUCACACAGUACAGAAGCUGCUAUUUCUGCCUGUCAGCACGCGUUACCUGAAACCUCGCCCUGGCCUCGCACCAAAUCUGAGCAAAAGGCUUUGCAGCGAUAACCGUCCCAGUAGGCUUUAAAGUUCACGGGGCUGGCCGUGUUUCUGUCUGAGCUGUGACAGACAGGUCUUUUAUUUUUUUUUAUCCUCAAAGGGGAUUUGAAAGUGAUCCUCUAACAUGAGUCUUAACCAAAUAUCCCCACCGGCAAAGGCAGUUUAAGGAAGAUCUAGCUGCUGUAGUGGAUGUCAUCACACAACUGAUAUGAAUAUCUCAAAGGACUCAACAAAGGAGUAUGUUUUGGAAUUACUGAGCAAAUGAUUGGUAGGCUCAGUGGGCUUUUCGGUGUAAUAACCCGUCCAGCCACCUGUCCCCAAAGUUUAGGAAGAAAUAUACAUUAAGGAAAGGAGACUCUUUAAAAAGCGCGUUUGUGUGCCCUGUUAAGGGGGUAGUUUUAAGUGGAACAAAGAGAGCCCUCGAGUAGGUCUUGAUGUUAACACGGAUUAGGGACCAAGGUAUCUGUGCCCACCCAUCAGCAAGCAGGCCAGCUUUACUGUGUAAUCCCCCCACACAGAACAAAUCCAAUGCAUCAAGCUGAAUUUAGGCCAAAUACUACACAGACAGGGAAAAAAAGUCUAGCUUUUAUCACAGCAUACCUCAUCAGUUGGAUCAUCUUCCCCUUUAACAACUGAUUCGUGCAUAAGCCUUCCCAGAUGGGAAUGUGGAGGCUUCCCAGAAGCCUCCAGAGCACCUCGCUACUCUUCCACACCAUACAUUAAAGAGUGUGAACUGCAGCACUCGUCUCAUCGGUGAUUAGUACCCCGGUUUUGAUGCAAAAGUGUAAAGAUGCGAAGGAAUCCUCAGUGUUAAUUUUAGAAGAAAAGGACUACAUUUGUUAUCACUCCGCUAUCACCUCUGUGGAAAAGAAAAAACAAACUGUCAUGUCGUCUCACUUGUUGUGUGUUACAGAACCAAAGCUCUGGGCAAACUUUAUUUUUGUACAAUAUUCAUUUUAUAACUUUUUACAGAAUUAAACUUGUUUCUAUUAAAUGAAAAUGUCUCCUGGUAUUGUGCCAUGUACGACAAUGAUCCACCGGUGCCAGAUGGUUCUCAUUUGCAGGGUAAUGUUUACACAGGCAUCAAGCAAAAUUGAGGGUGAAAAAUUUGGGUUAAAUGGGGAGAAAUGCGAGGAUGGUUUGAGAGAUGGCCUCCGCAGUGUGGCAUCCCCCUUCUGCUCUGAAUUCUUGAACGGGAGCCCGGGAGUCGUACAGUAAACAAAAGCCAGCAGAAAAGUGCCACCGACUGUAUAUCAAGCUGCUCGAGUCUGUUUCCACUGUGCAGAGAAGAUAUGUAAAUGGCGAUGAGAAGGUGGCAGAGGUACAGAUAGUGAGUCAUGACACAGACGCAAGGAGUGCACGCGAUGUAUACCUGAUGGCACCUUCUAAUCCCUUUACUCGGCCUGGUUACUGUGAACCUAAAUGGACAACUGGUUAGUUGCUGUUUAACAAACCUGAAGGUCACCUCUUUACCUCUAAGUGCAGAAAAGAGGUUGUCUUCAGUCUCAUUGCUUGAGCAGAAAGAUGCUCCAAUGAAAACGAGGUCUGUGAAAUAUUUGCAUUGACCAGGAAUAUAAAUAGAGAUUCAUCCCCCCAGAUAUUCACUAAUGGUACUGUAAUUAAAAAAAAAUGUUUGAAUUUGAGAGUGAGCUUAGUCUUUUAUAGGCCUAUAAAAGGUUCUACCUUUAGGCCUACACAGAGCUUCUCCUUUUCGCGUGCCAGACGCUUUUUCACACAGUGACGGACUGAUCAACCGUCCCACUUGAAUCAAACUGCAAUCACUCCCCACCUCCCGCUGCUGACUGAGGACUCUGCUACUGAAGAGCUUGACGUCAGCCUCUUCCCACGAAGCCAGUAUCCUCUCUAGAUGCUUUUAAAUACAUCACUCACUGUUUCAGUCCAUCCAUGUUUCUUCUUCUGGUUCUUCAGUUUCAUUUCAUGGCCACAGGAUGCUUGCCAGGACACACAGAGACAUUUUAUUUGUCUUCUUAUAAUUUUAGUUAGGACACAUUGCUCUACAUAUAUAGCCCUUUCUAAGCCACUUGGUAAAAAGAUGAACCAAAAGCCAGAUCUGGAUAAAAAAAGGUGUAGUAUUAGUUUACAGUUUUUGACAUUCACUCAUUCAUUUUAUUAUCCAAUUCAGGGUCUUAGAGGUCGGGGCUUAAGUCUGUCCCAGCUGCCAUAGGUCGCGAGGCGGGGCACACCGUGGACAGGUCACGUAUUGCGGGGCUCCUGUUUGUCAUUAUGCAGGCUAAUCUUGUUACAAACUAGAUACAUUUGAAAGCCAGUGCGUUGUAGGCAGGCGAUGCAUUCCAGAGAGAUGCACAGUACACAGAACACAAACGUGGCUUUCAUUAACUCUGUAUGUUGUGGUUUUUCUCUGUCAGUUGAAGGAUUUUAGACACUACCCAGGUCAAUCAAAGGAUUGCUAAAGAAAAGAAAAAGGUAUGAAUGCACAGGGAAACAGGACCUCUGUGAAACACAAUGAAAUUAAGGAAUCCGACUGUGGAAGUUCAUCAUUCAGCUUGAGAACAGCUGUUUGAGAAAGACUCAGCUCAGCGCUGGAAAUGAAAUGUGUACGUGGGAUGCAUACCGAGUAAACUUCCAUAUACUGCGUUUAACAUGUGGUUGGAUACUGCUGAAAUUUACCUUUUCAACAUAACGAUGGUUUUACAUAAUAAACAUUGCUGUACUUGCAAUUAUGUUUUUUGUAAGAAACCAGUGAAAACAGGUUUGGGGUUUU
Haplochromis burtoni (Burton's mouthbrooder) is the source of this 6246-nucleotide messenger RNA. RefSeq names its product glial cell derived neurotrophic factor a (gene gdnfa). Lineage: Eukaryota; Metazoa; Chordata; Actinopteri; Cichliformes; Cichlidae. The transcript has 3 exons. Bases 1426 to 2199 code for a protein of 257 amino acids. Gene Ontology annotation, molecular function: glial cell-derived neurotrophic factor receptor binding; growth factor activity; receptor tyrosine kinase binding. Gene Ontology annotation, biological process: peripheral nervous system development; negative regulation of neuron apoptotic process; positive regulation of branching involved in ureteric bud morphogenesis. The record is from RefSeq and is a predicted model, not a curated record.